AUGUCCCUCAAUGACAACGGGCCAGACAAUAUUCCCAGCAUCGUGACCACUGACCUCUCUCUCGACCCAGCACCCCCGCGCACGCCCUCUCCGCACCCGUAUCCACCGCCAUCGCCUUCCUUGUCCCCGUCCUCUUCUUCUCCGCACAAUAAUCCCAGCCCGCUGUUUCUCUCGCCUUCUCCCAUUCUCAGGUCCCCCAUUCGCCCGCGGUCCAGCCUGGACGUACCGCCGCACCCAGGUUACUCACCCACUCUUUCUCCGCGUUCCCCAUCUCCUAGCUAUGCGUCAUCAACAGAUGACCGUGCGUCCUCUUCUUCUCAUCCUCCCCCCUCUCCCACUCUUUCUGCCCGCUCUUCUGUCCACUUCGCAAACACCUCUCUCGCCCUGCGUGACAACAAGCCAGACUCCGGCUUCUCCUCUCUCCAGCUCCUCUCGGCAGAUUACCACCACACACACAGUCGACGCAAGGGCAGCGUCAGCAGCGCGAUAUCCAUGUCGUCGCACGCGGAGACCGAGCCAGACCCGCACGGCACCCCGUACGGUCUUGUCACGCUCUCCAAUCCCUGGGGAACAGCCCACAGCUCGCCCUCGGCCUCGCCAACGCAGACACACUUCGAGGCGUCCGAGUCCGAGGACGUCGACGGCACCACCGUCCUCUCGCACUCGCGCUCGCGCUCGUAUUCUCGCCGUAAGUUGUCUGACGCGCAGCGCAGCUCCCCCGCGCACUCCCCCACGGCGUCCGUGCACGUGGCCCCAGAUGCCGACGCACCAGACGCGGAGAACCGCCCGGAGCUCGACCUCACACAGGACGACGCGAUCGACCCCGCGCCGUUCGCGUUCAAGCCGUACGCGCUCGCGUCGCUCGUCGACCCCAAGAACAUGCCCGCACUCCAGGACAUGGGCGGCGUGCACGCGCUCCUGCGUGGGCUCGGCACACACGCGAAAUUUGGGCUGGACGCGCGUGCGCUCCAGCAUGCGUCACACGAACACGAGCACGCGCACUGGCACGAGCGGCACGCGUCGGAGCGCACUGAGGACACCGCCACGUCGCGUGCAGGGCUCAUCGCCCCGCAGACGCAGAAGGCGCAGGAUGACCGCCCUGGCGCGGGAAUAGGGGCAGGCCUCGGGGCGUCGCAACGACAUGAUCGGAAUACGCGUGCAGGCAUCGGCGUCGGGGAGACGGACGCGGUGCCGGGAAUUGUAGUGACCGCUCCCGCGAGUGAAGGCGGGUCGCCGUUGGCGUCGCCUGCCGCUGUGGAUGACGGGGCAAGCACAAGGUGUGGCGACGAGGAGCCGGAGGGGAGUGUGUGGAAGGAGGCAACGGGUACAAGUACGGAAGGUGAGGAGCGCAGCAUGGAAGAGGGCGACGAGAAGGCAUAUACUGCGCCGAUAGACGAGCGCCGGAGAGUAUAUGGCGUGAACGUGCUCCCGACGCGGAAGACGAAGAGUUUGCUGCAGCUGAUGUGGCUCGCCAUGAAGGAUAAGGUGUUGGUGUUGCUCUCGAUCGCAGCGGUAGUGUCUCUGGCUCUAGGCUUCUUUCAAGAUUUCGGUACGCCGCGACCGCCUGGAGAGCCCCCGGUCGACUGGGUGGAGGGCGUGGCAAUUAUCGUUGCGAUCGUUAUCGUCGUGCUCGUCGGUUCGCUGAACGACUGGCAGAAGGAGCGGCAGUUCCAGGUGCUAAACGAGAAAAAGGAAGAGCGUGGCGUCAAGGUCAUGCGUGCGGGUGUCGAACACGUCAUUGACAUCAAAGAGGUCGUCGUAGGCGACGUUGCGCUGCUCGAGCCCGGCGAGGUCGUGCCGUGCGACGGCAUCUUUCUCUCUGGGCACAAUGUGCGAUGUGACGAGAGCGCUGCGACGGGCGAGACGGACGCUAUUCGCAAGGCGCCGUAUGAUGAUUGCUUGGCUAUAGAGUCGGCCCACCACGAUCACGACACGCACACUGAUUGCUUCAUCAUCAGCGGGAGCAAGGUCCUUGAGGGAUACGGGCGGUACGUGGUCAUCUCGGUCGGCACCAAGAGUUUUAACGGUCGGAUUAUGAUGGCACUCCGCGGCGACUCGGAGAGCACACCGCUGCAGCUGAAGCUGAACGACCUCGCCGAGCUUAUCGCCAAGGUGGGCAGCGCGGCGGGGCUCGUGCUCUUCAUCGCCCUCAUGAUCAGGUUCUUCGUGCAACUGGGCACCAACAAUCCACCUCGCACUGCGAACCAGAAGGGCAUCGCGUUCGUGCAGAUUCUUAUUAUUUCUGUGACACUGGUCGUCGUUGCAGUUCCCGAGGGACUGCCGUUGGCGGUAACACUGGCGCUCGCGUUCGCGACAAAGCGGAUGACGCGGGAGAAUUUACUCGUGCGCGUGCUCGGCUCGUGCGAGACGAUGGCGAACGCGUCCGUCGUGUGCACGGACAAGACUGGCACGCUCACGCAGAACGCUAUGAGUGUCGUGGCGGGCACCGUCGGCGUGCACUGCAAAUUUGUGCACCACCUCGAAGACAACCGUGCGCGCACCAACGCCAGCGAGGCCCCCGUUCGCGAGGACCUCGGUGGCGCAUUGCGCGCAGGGCCGAGCUCGGGCUCGGAUACGUCAAUGAGGAAGCACACGCAGGACUUCUCGAUUGACCAGCGCCAGCUGAACGACGUGCUCCCGCCCUCGCUGCGGGAGCUGUUCAACGCCGCGAUAGCGGUGAACUCGACGGCGUUCGAGGACACGGACCAGGAAACGGGACGGCUCGCGUUCGUUGGGAGCAAGACCGAGACCGCACUUUUGGGGUUUGCGAAGCAGAACGCGUGGGAGGACUACAAGCGCGUGCGCGAGGGGGUGUCUGUCGUGCAGAUGCUGCCGUUUUCGAGCGCGCAGAAGGCGAUGGGCGUCGUCGUGCGCCUCCCUGGGCCCCGGCCGCGCUGGAGAGUCUACCUGAAGGGCGCGAGCGAGAUUUUGACGAAGCGUUGCACGAGGUACGUCGUCGUGCGACAUGACGGCGGCAGCGCGGAGGUCGACGAGGUCGAGACGCAGGAGAUUGAUGAGCUUGCGAGCGAUAACAUUUCGCGGACCAUCAUUUUCUAUGCCAAUCAGACGCUUCGGACCAUCGGGUUGUGCUACCGCGAUUUCGAUGUGUGGCCCCCGCCUGGGGCAGAGUACGUGGACGAGGACGAGGUAUCCUUUGAUGAUCUCGCUUGUGAGCUGACGCUCAUAGCUGUGGUUGGCAUCGAGGAUCCGCUGCGCGAGGGCGUACGCGAAGCCGUUGCGGACUGCCAUAAGGCAGGCGUGACAGUCAAGAUGUGCACGGGUGACAACGUUCUGACUGCGCGCUCCAUCGCGCUGCAGUGCGGGAUAUUCACGUCCGGUGGCAUCAUCAUGGAGGGCCCUUUUUUUCGCAAGCUCAAUCGCGACGACCUGCUCGAGGUCGUUCCGCGUCUUCAGGUGCUUGCGCGGUCCUCCCCGGACGACAAGAAGCUUCUGGUCGAGACCCUGAAGGACCUCGGUGAGAUUGUUGGCGUUACCGGGGAUGGUACGAACGAUGGCCCUGCUCUCAAGACUGCCGACGUUGGAUUUUCGAUGGGCAUUGCGGGCACUGAAGUCGCGAAGGAAGCGUCGGAUAUCAUCUUGAUGGACGACAACUUCGCCUCGAUCGUCAAGGCUAUCAUGUGGGGACGCUGCGUGAACGACGCAGUGCGCAAAUUUCUGCAGUUCCAGCUCUCGACGAACGUCACUGCUGUUGCUGUCACGACGAUUUCUGCGGUCGCGUCGGCGUCGGAAUCAUCCGUUCUGUCUGCUGUGCAGUUGCUGUGGGUUAACAUCAUCAUGGAUACGUUCGCUGCGCUCGCCCUUGCCACCGAUCCUGCGUCUCCGGCAUUGCUUGACCGCAAGCCUGACAAGAAGACUAGCCCGUUGUUCUCGGUCGAUAUGUACAAGCAGAUCAUCGGUCAAUCGGUGUAUCAGAUCAUUAUCGUGCUGGUUUUCCACUUCUUGGGCAAACGGGUGCUCACCUCGGACUCGAAUAACGCGGUGCAGACGGUCGUGUUCAAUCUCUUCGUCUUUGCGCAGAUUUUCAACUCGAUGAAUUGCCGUCGGUUGGACAACCGCCUCAAUAUUUUCGAGGGCAUGUUAAAUAAUUACUAUUUUAUGGGUAUCACGCUACUUGAAAUUGGCGUCCAAAUCCUGAUCGUAUUCGUCGGCGGUGCGGCUUUCUCAGUCACUCGGAUUUCCGGUCGUGAUUGGGGUAUCAGCCUCGCGCUCGGCGUCGUCUCUAUCCCUCUGGGAGCUCUCCUUCGUUUCAUACCAAACGCACCCGUUGAACGGUUCUUGAAGGCUAUCCGCUUAAUGUCUAAUCCCGAGGUGCUGCCGACGACUCGACCCGAUACGGAGUGGAACUCCGCCAUCGAGCUCGUCCGGGACAACCUAAAUACUUUCUCCCAUGUACGUGGUGGGCGCAUGCGCGCAUCAUCGUACGUGGGUAAGAGUCGCAAAGCACAUGCACCGCCGCAAUCCCGCGUACCUCUUUCGUCGAUUAUGACGAUGGUUCCGACAUUGGUCGCAUCUUCGAUCGGUGCUGGCUGGGCUCCUCAGUCUCCUAGUGGUCUUUCAGAUCCUGCGCGCUUCGACCCGUCGAAGUCGUCGGCUGCGUUGUGGGAAGGGCGCAUACAGUUCCAUCCGGACACGAAGCAUGACGACCCAGCGUUUAAGCGAUGGGGUUCGAUAGCGCGACACGACAAAUAG
Messenger RNA from Sparassis crispa, 4710 nucleotides. RefSeq names its product Calcium-transporting ATPase 2. Gene Ontology annotation, biological process: calcium ion transmembrane transport; intracellular calcium ion homeostasis. Gene Ontology annotation, cellular component: intracellular membrane-bounded organelle; membrane. NCBI's taxonomy places the organism in Eukaryota, Fungi, Basidiomycota, Agaricomycetes, Polyporales, Sparassidaceae. Gene Ontology annotation, molecular function: P-type calcium transporter activity; ATP binding; ATP hydrolysis activity. The record is from RefSeq and is a predicted model, not a curated record. The transcript is spliced from 7 exons. Bases 1 to 4710 code for a protein of 1569 amino acids.